This is a messenger RNA of Microthlaspi erraticum, 999 nucleotides long. Lineage: Eukaryota; Viridiplantae; Streptophyta; Magnoliopsida; Brassicales; Brassicaceae. The record is from the annotation of a GenBank genome assembly.
AUGGCAGCCUCUAUCCAGUCCGCCGCCACAUUCCUCCAGUCGGCGAAGAUCGCCACCGCUCCUUCUCGCGGAACUGCUAACCUCCGCUCCACUCAGACCGUCGGCAAAUGUUUCGGGCUAGAAACUUCCUCUGCUCGCCUCACUUGCUCCUACCAAUCUGAGUUCAAGGACUUCGCCGGUAAAUGCUCCGACGCUGUCAAAAUCGCCGGAUUCGCUCUCGCCACCUCUGCUCUCGUUGUCUCGGGAGCAAGUGCAGAGGGAGCUCCAAAGAGGCUGACAUACGACGAGAUCCAGAGCAAGACAUACAUGGAAGUGAAGGGAACUGGAACAGCGAACCAGUGCCCAACUAUCGACGGUGGCUCUGAGACGUUCUCGUUCAAGCCCGGAAAGUACGCAGGCAAGAAGUUCUGCUUCGAGCCUACUUCCUUCACCGUCAAGGCUGAUAGUGUUAGCAAGAACGCACCUCCCGAUUUCCAAAACACCAAACUCAUGACCCGUCUCACCUACACCCUUGACGAGAUCGAAGGACCCUUCGAGGUUUCUGCAGACGGAAGCGUCAAUUUCAAGGAAGAAGACGGAAUCGACUACGCUGCAGUCACUGUCCAGCUUCCAGGAGGCGAGCGUGUGCCAUUCCUCUUCACAGUCAAACAGCUUGACGCCUCAGGCAAACCAGAUAAAUUCACCGGAAAGUUCUUAGUCCCAUCAUACCGUGGCUCGUCUUUCUUGGACCCAAAGGGUCGUGGUGGAUCCACAGGAUAUGACAACGCUGUGGCGUUGCCAGCUGGAGGCAGAGGAGACGAGGAAGAGCUUUCAAAGGAGAACGUGAAGAACACUGCAGCUUCGGUUGGAGAGAUCACUCUGAAAGUUACAAAGAGCAAACCAGAGACAGGAGAAGUGAUCGGAGUGUUUGAGAGUCUUCAGCCGUCGGAUACUGACUUGGGUGCUAAGGUACCGAAGGAUGUGAAGAUCCAAGGGGUGUGGUAUGGUCAACUUGAGUGA